CGCAAUAACGCAGAAACGCCGGGGACGCCGCGGUACAACAUUUGGGGCCCAUAGUGGAUGUGGGUUGGUGACUGAACUCGCUCUGUGCCGGCAGUGUCCAGAACACAUACCACGAGGCAGCGGAGACAAAAGAACGAUCUCGGGUACCUCAGUCGGAAAGGGCAGCAAGGAUGAAUCCCAGGCCGAGCACACUGCUGGCGUUGGCGUGGGCGUGCGUGUGGGGUCUGGUCCUGGCCACGCCCGUGAACCACAACCACGGAAACUCUGCCAAUCCGCCCGGAAGCAAGCUGUUGUAUAUUAUGAUGGAUGGCUUCCGUUGGGACUACGUGGACCUUCAGGAUUCCAGCGUCCUCCCGGGCUUCACCAAGUUCCUGCAGGAGGGGGUGAGGGCGCGCUGGACCCACCCGCUGUUCCCGUCCCUCUCGUACCCCACCUGGACCUCGCUGGUGACGGGCCAGUACGCCGAGACCCACGGCGUCGUCGGGAACUACUUCUACGACGGCGACACCAAGGAGGAGUUCUCGCUCUUCGAGGCCGACUCCACCGGGAAGGAGAAGUGGUGGACCUCAGAGCCCAUUUGGACCACAGCAGAGCGUGCUGGUCUUCGCACGGCACAGUUCCUCUGGGCUCGCUGUGACGUCCCUGUGAAUGGCAUCACAACCCAGUUCUGCGAGCGCUUUGAAAAGAUUCCCGGCAAGGAGAUUUUCGAGAAGAAUAUCAAGAGGGCGUUGCAGAAAUUUGACGAAGGAUUCCAGUUCGUCCAGGUGUACACAGAACACACGGACAACACAGGCCACAAUUUCGGGCCAGAUUCCGAAGAGGUCCUCCAGGCAGUGCGAGACCUAGAUGAUGUCCUGAGAAUGCUGAUGGUGGAGCUUGAGAAGAGAGAUAUGACCGAUGAUGUGAACAUUGUGAUAGUGAGUGACCACGGCAUGACAGACACGGCCCCCGGCAAGAUCACUCGCCACGAGAUCGACGAGUAUCUGGACACGAACCUCGUGGAGAACAUCGCUGACAAGGGAGCUCUCAUGAACAUCAAGAUUCCGCAAGAGAAUGUUGAAAAGGUGUAUGAUAGACUGAAGAUGAUGACUGGAGUGAAUAUAUAUAAGCAUAAUGACAUUCCAGAGAAAUAUCAUUACAAGAAUAAUAAAUAUGUCCAUGAGAUCGUAGUAUCAGCUGAAAAGGGAAACUUCGUGUUGGCAUCCAAGUCCGACAAGCAGUUACCUCUCCGUUCCGACUAUGUGUAUUAUGGUGCCCACGGCUACGACCCAGACAUACAAGACAUGAAGGGAAUCUUCUUUGCAAAGGGUCCAGCCUUCGAGAAGGGUAAAGUCAUUGAACCCAUCCACGUUGUCGAUGUGUAUCAGGUGCUGACUCAUGUGCUUGGCCUGACCCCACAACCCCACAAUGGCACUUGGAGUCACGUUCAAGAUGCCUUCGUUCAGAGCAUGCCAGCAUCACACGACGGUCAUGACCAUAUGAACGAUGGUGCUCAUGAUCAUGGUCAGAUGGGUGCUCAUGACCAGGAUAAUAUGGGAGCUCAUAAUCAUGAUGAUAUGAGUGAUCAUGAUCAUUCUCAGAUGGGUGCUCAUGAUCAUGAUAAUAUGGGUGCUCAUGAUCAUGAUGGUAUGAGUGAUCAUGAUCAUGAUGGUAUGAGUGAUCAUGACCAUGACCAUGACCAUGACCAUGACCAUGACCAUGACCACGAGAGCGAUGAUGAUAAUAUGAUUAAUCAUGAUGUGUAUAAACACGACCAGAGUCAGCAGCAGAAACCCAAUGCAGCACCCAGUUUGCAAAUGGCUUCUCUAAGUGGUAUUUUGGCAGCAGUUGUGCUGCUUGUCAGAUUUUAAAGUCGAAUCUAGUGGAAGAGUGUGUGUAUUUUUUUAUCAUGUAGACUUUCCCCAAUUCUAUUGUUUGUGACAUUGACAGAACGACAGUGUAUUUCUAAUACAUGAUAACAAUUAAGGAAAUUGUUGUCUUGAUUUACAUAUUAACAGAUUAACUGAUGAUUGAUUUUGAUGAAGGUUUUCAUUAUCUCAAAGAACAGAAAUCUCAAAAACAUUCUUUACAGGUAGUUCACUAAAAGGAUUGAUAUGGUUAUGUAUAGUACAAGAAUAUGAAAUUUAUUUUAAUUUAGACAUGUUUAAAUGGAAUAAAAACAUUGAAUGUA
Molecule: messenger RNA, 2170 nt
Organism: Penaeus indicus
Lineage: Eukaryota; Metazoa; Arthropoda; Malacostraca; Decapoda; Penaeidae
Product: glycerophosphocholine cholinephosphodiesterase ENPP6-like
Exons: 9
Coding region: 171-1850 (559 amino acids)
Source: RefSeq, a predicted model, not a curated record